Molecule: messenger RNA, 2306 nt
Organism: Gigantopelta aegis
Lineage: Eukaryota; Metazoa; Mollusca; Gastropoda; Neomphalida; Peltospiridae
Exons: 3
Coding region: 1064-1717 (217 amino acids)
Molecular function (GO): protein binding
Source: RefSeq, a predicted model, not a curated record
GUGUAAUGGUUGAUUUUGCCUGUUCAAUUACAUUGAUAAAAUAAUGAUUAAAGUGAUUACAUAUGUUUUGUUUGUUUAUUACUUGGUGGUUGCUGUCAUCCUUAAUGGAGGCUAUGGAAGUGUUAUCUUUGGGAUUAAGAUUUCGAAGAAUUUUGUGAAUGGCAGCUGGGUUUGAUGUGUUUUUUUUAACAGCAUUUCGCAGGUAGUUUGUUUUAGCUUUGUCAAUCAAUGAGUUGACUGUAUUACGCCAAUAUUUGAAUUGCCGUUCUUUUUGUUGUUUUUUGCAAAGGUCUCUCAUUUUCAUAGCACCUAUAAUUUGAUCUGUAUGCCAUGGUUUAAGUUUGGUAUGCAUAACCCUAUGUUCAGUGAGUGGUGCAUGGUUAUUCACUACUUCAGUUAAACAGGCACAGAGAGUAUUGCGAGCAGUACUGGGGUCAGAUACAUUACUUACUGGUUCAAGAGUAUUUGAUAAGUCAUUCAAAAAGUGACUCUGGUCAAAAUGCUUCAGGCAUCGAUAUUGAAGCGUGAUGUGAUGAUUCUUUUUAAUAGGUGCAGCCUUCGAUUUAUAAACAAUGCAGACAGGGAAGUGGUCACUUAUUCCAAGUUUGGGUACAAAGCAGCGAUUAACCUUUGCUUUGCUUGUAACAUAAACAUGAUCAAUAAGUGUUGAAGAAUUUUCUGUAACUCUUGUUGGCUCAUUAAUUAUUUGCUCUAGAUUAUAUGCUUUACAGAUAUUAAUAAAUUCAGAAUGUUUUGAUGUUAGCAGGUCUAUAUUAAAAUCACCCAUUAUAAUCAGUUCUUUGUUAAGUGUGAUAGCUUUUUCUAUAUUGGCAUGAAAUUGUUCAAACCAUAUAAUCUUGGCAUUUGGUGGUCGAUAAAGAAAAGCCACAAGAAUAGAUUUAGAUUUAUAUGGAAGUAUUUCCAACCAUAUUACUUCAAGUUCAUCGCUCCUAAAUUUGCUAUUGGGCGUCUAAAAACAUAGAAGUCCUGAACAGAAAAGUUAAUGUAUAGGGCUACAUGUGUGUUUUUGUUUUUUUAGUACUCAACAUUUGCUGGCUUAAAAAUGAAGUGCAGAAAGUGCAAUGAAGAAAAGUUAAGAUGUGCUUUUCCCCCUGAAGAUCUGUCCAAGAAGUGUAGACAUCCACGAUUUUACUGCAUGAGGUGUGUGAUGACAACAUCGGAGAAGACUGGACAGUGUCCACAUCCUUCAUGUGGUCAGCCGGUACCAUUCAACAGCGAUGUCAUAAACCUCAUUAAGCACACUUUAGCCAAGAUGUUCAGAGAGUACACCUCUGAAUAUACUCCACCUUGCGUCACUGAGGCAUCGGCCCACGGCAUUAUACGAGUGUCGGUCUUAACCGGAGACAGCACCAACAUCCUGUUCAACCCAGCCAUGACCGUGUUACAGCUGAAGGAGCAAAUCAAGACCAAGCUGAAACAUGAUGUUCAGAAGCAGAAACUACUCCACCAUGGAAAGGAACUACAAGCGUUUGGAAAUGGAGGACAUCAAAUGACUCUGAGUGAAUAUAACAUACAGCCAAAUGAAACGAUUCACCUGGUGGUUUUGCUGUAUGCCAUUCCUGAUGCUUUUGAUCAUGUGGUCUUGUGGUCUAUUGGGGAUAUCCAUCCACUGGACGAGAUUACUUGGAUGCAUCUUGCAUGCUUUUCAGUGGGCAAGGUCAUUAUAAGACUGUUGAUUACAGGCACCGUUAUAUAGAUGGUAAUUCAGUAACACACUCGGGAGAUGUCAUGAAUGACAUUCAGUGCAUUGGUCAUCACACCAUUCAUGUUUACUUGAAGAAGUUGCCCAGUAAUGUAACACAUUUGUUUUUUACACUCAGUGCUUGGCACUCCCCAACAAUUGCUCGGUAUCCUAACCCAAGUUUAAAAUUCUUUGAAGCUUCUAAUCAGAAUAAAGACCUUUGCAAGACAACAUUCACACACGCCAGACACAGCCAGGCUGUUGUCAUGUGUUCUUUAUCCCGCUCAAGUGCUGGAUGGCAGAUAUUUGAAUCUGGAAAGCUUUCUGCAGGAAAUGCUAGGAAAUAUGGUCCUCUGAAGACUACUAUUAGAGGUUUGAUCUUGGAAGGAUAUUAACAUGUUGUUGAAUACAGCUAACAGAAUUUGUGUCUUUUAUUGUAUUUACAUGUACUCGUAUUCCAAAUUAACAUACAAAGGACAACUUUUCAUACUAAUGAAAACUGUAAUCAAUUUUAUAUUGGUUCAAAGAACUUGACUAUAUUGACAUUUAACUUUUUAAGAGAAAACAGUUUAAAGGUUCAGCCUAAUAAACAUUGUUUAUCAUG